AUGUUGCGAAAAGAAGUGAUUUUCUGCCUCGUCCUGGCGGCGGCGGGCGGCACCCACGCCUUCCUCGCCACGUCCCUCAACGCGAGCGACCCCGACGUGGCCUGGAUCCUGUGCCCGGAGCAGACGACGGGCGUGACCCGCGACCACAAGUGGAUCACCCGCGAGGCCGUCCGACGCAACCUCCGCCAGUUCUUCCUGGAUUACCCGCCGGAGUCGCAGCCGGGCUUCAACGUGCCCACCGACGCCAGCCUGACGGAGCUCUACCACGCCUACUAUGGCGCGGCCGCGUCGCCCGCCCGCUUCAUCAAGGCGGUCAACUCCAUCGCGGCCUCCAACGUCAAGGCCGACUCUCUGCCUCAGCUCAAGUACGACCCCCAGAUCCAGGGCGACGGCGAGGACCUGCAGUCCCUCCAGGACAGCAUGGCCACGAGAUACCCCCAGAUCCUGACCUCGAUCCUGCAGGACGAGGCCUACCCCGCCGCCCGGACCUUCCUCGGCCUCUCCCUCCACUCCCUGCAGAAGUUCUACUCCCACUCCACCUGGGUCGAGCAGGGCAACACGGGCAUCCUGGAGGACUUGGGUCUGCCCGGGUUCCUCUACGACGACCUGGCCGACGCCGCCGAGGACGUCUGCAGCGCCUGCGCCAGCUCUCAGGGAGCGUGCGCUGGGAACGUCAUCAAGAGCGCAGGACUCUCGAGCGGCUACUACCAGUACGACGACCCAGCGGCCACCGGCAUCCUGCUCCCGAAGCCUACCUCGGGAGGCAAGUGCAGCCACGGCGGCGUCCUGGACGACAGCUCCUCCGUUGCAGCUCAAGGAGGGAUCAACAAGGACACGGCCUCGCCCUGCUUCUCGCCCCACUACCACUUGCACGAGCAGGCGGCCGAGCUGGCGGUGCAGGCUACAGUUCAUUACCUGAAUGUCCUGCUGGACGCUGUUGGCAACGACAAGUACCGACGGCUGUUCGACUUGUACCACGGGUCUGCUCUCUCCAUCGCGAUCGACACCACGGGCUCCAUGGUCGACGACAUCGCAGCGGUCAAGGAGCAGGUGCAGCAGAUCGUCGACAGCACUUCCGCCGAACUCUUCAUCCUGUCGCCGUUCCACGACCCAACUGUGGGACCCGGACUCAAGACGACCGAUCCCCAGGAGUUCAUGGACGCCGUCAACGCCCUCCACGCCGGCGGCGGCUGCUGCGGCAUCGAGGAGAAGUUCUGGGGCGGCCUGCAGCUUGCCCUCAGCAUGACCCCGAACUACGGAGACAUCUUCUGCUUCACCGACGCCGGAGGAAACGACGGAGAACUGAUGGAGGGCGACAUCGCAGUUGCUCAGCAGCAGCACAAUAAGGUCACCAUCAUCUACAGCUCCAACAACAGGGCCGGCAGCGAGCGGGACGUCCUCACCCACGUACCGGAAUACCAGUACCUCGCAGAUUCGACGGGCGGCUUGUACAUUCCCUCGGAGAAGUUCGACAUCGAAGCCAUCACGCCCAUCCUUGGCGAGGGCGUGGAGAGCCAGAGCGUGGACGUGACGAUGGUGAAGGGCCUGACCGGACCCAACGACCUCGAGGUUCCCAUCGACGACUCCAUCUUCGACUUCCAGGUCCGUCUCUCCGGCACAGUGACCGAAGCUGUUCUCAAGGACAUCACGGGCACUGCGUACGACCUCACGGACCAAGCCUCCCUGGACAGCGACCCGAACGUCGAGGUCAUUGCCUACAGCCCCAGCCUGAAGGCCAUCCGCUGGCUGUCCCCUCGCUACGGCCAGUGGAACCUCCACACCGACUCCAGCUCCACCUACAGCAUCUCCGUCAGCGCUAACUCCACCCUCAGCUUCAUGGGCGACUUCUCCAUUCUGGAUCCCCGCCCUCCGCAUCCCCACUACGAGCUGGUGGAGGGACGUCCGCUUAUCAACACGGUGUACUACAUCGAUAUUGUGCUCGUCGGUUACCUGGAAAGUGACGUCACUAACGUAAACAAAGUUGAAUACGUAGACAAGACUGGAUCGCUCCUCCGCACAAUCCCUUACCACGGCGAGGUCGACGACGAGUUCUACAUUCGAUCAGAUCCUCUCCCCGAAGAGCCCUUCUACAUCAAGCUGUAUGGUCACGUUGGAUCAGGCAAUGUGUUCUGUCGCCUCCUCUCCGUGAUCAUGUCGCCCGUGGAAACCAGCGUGGGAGUCCUGGCGACCGCCGACGACCUCUCCGCGCGCCCGGGGGAGACCGCCACAGGGGACUUCAUCGUCUCCAACUUCGGCCUCGACUCCUACUUCAAGAUCACCGGCACGGACGAUAAGGGCUUCCUGACCAGCAUCACCCCGGACAGAAUAUUCCUGAAGUUCAACGAAACGGGAACCGUGACCGGGCAUUUCUCAGUGGCAUCCAGUGAAAUCCCCGGUACAGUCAGCAUCAUCACAGUCACCGCCCAGAGUGAAACCCAGACCCAGUCAGUGAACAGCGCCAUCAGCCAGUUCCUCGUCCUUCCUCUUGUGACGGACGUCGACACCCCGAUCUGCAGUCCCUCCUCUACCCCAGACUGUACAGGCUACAACCUCAAUGGCAUCUGCAGCGAGAAGAACUGGACCGUCAGUGCUACUCUGCAGGACAGUAAUUCAGGUCUGAGCGUCGUGUAUGCCAGGCCUGACGGCUUCCAGACAGAUGUCAGCGCCUUCACCCCCGGAACGACAAGUGACGUCAGCGUCACGUAUUUCGCCUCCUGCUGCACCACACAGGUAGACAUCAUCGGCGUCGACGUCCAGGGCAACAUCGGGAAGUGCCAGAUUGACAUGGGCACUCUUGGAGGGUAUGUGUUUGACUUCGAGGCGGUAACGGAGGGCGUGACGUGGGUGUACCUGCGCUGGAGCAUCACGCCCACAGAGUACGCCAUCCACAAGUACACUCUCCUUAUCAACAACGACUUCACUGAAGACGUCCGCUGUCCCGAUUUGACUUGCUACCACAACGUCACGUACUUGGACGCGUGUUCGCUGCAGACGUUCAAGCUCACGCCCGUUUUCACCGUGAGCGGAGGAGACCGCGCAGGGGAGCCAGCUUUUACCGAUGCCAACACGCUUGAUAAUGAACCAGUACCUCCUACCAACGGCCAGAUCCUGAACGCAACGGAGACCACAGUUACCGUUUCCUGGGACGGCGCCAAUACCAAGUGUGUCAGCCAGUAUCAGAUCUGCUACCGACCGUUCGGCUUCACGGCCUCCGAGGUCUGCGAGAGGACGGCGCUCACCACCUACAAGCUGCGAGGUCUGGAGGCCUGCGCGGCGUACGAGGUCACGGUCACGUCGCUGUCCCCGCUGGGCGUCCCGAGCUCCGAUUCGCUCUCGUUCUUCGUCAACACCGAUGAAGCGCUGCCCGGCGCCCCAAGGAACAUGGAGGUGCCAGACAUCACCAACGUCACGGCCACCAUCACGUGGGAAGAUCCACUCGACCGCGCCCAGUGUAUCGACAGGUACGUUGUCUCCUACAAAGAGAUCGGACUCAGGACCUCAAAGGCUGUUCCUCCAGUCACUGUCUACGGGGAACACAUGGUCAUCAUUCAGCCUCUUGAACCCUGCAAGAACUACACCUUCGACGUCGCUGCCAUGUCGAAGUCCGGGUAUCUGGGGCCUCUGGCGGAGAGGAAUAAAGCCACGCUCGAGUCCGACCCCGUCCCAGUCUGGUCGCUAGAACUGGGCGCCACCACAGUCGACUCCAUGGCCGCCACCUGGCAGUACUCGACGGCGUGUGUCGACCACUUCCUUGUGUGCUACUACGACGACGAGGAGGUGGGACUCACGUGCGAGGAGGUCUACGACAGCACGUACACCCUCUCCGGUCUCCUGGCGUGCACCACCUACCACGUCUCCGUCACGAGCGUCACGCCGUCGGGCUUCACGAGCGACAAGACAUGGCAGAGCAGUGAUACGCUCGACCUCGCCCCCGGAACGCCUCAGAACCUGCUGAUCACCAAGAUGACGGCGCACUCCAUCGACAUUCAGUACGACCCCCCGGUGGUCAACCCGCAGUGCACCGUCGAGUACGACAUCGAGGUCAUCGACCUGGGAGCGAGCACGAGGGUCGCCUCUCGCCGCCGAGAAGCGCGGCUGGACAGCAUCUUCCAAGACCUGGAAGCCUGCCACGACUACGAGGCCCGCGUGCGCGCCACGUCCCGCACGCAGCUGCACAGCGACUGGGUCACCGCCUACGCCAGCACCUCCGCCGAGGUCACGAGCGAGCCUCUGGGACUCUCGCUGUUCUCGGCGACGGCCUCCUCCCUCGACCUCAUCUGGUUCCGACCCAGCACGAACCCUGACUGCGUCCAGAGGUACGAGCUGCAGUGGAGUUCGGCCUCGGGGGGAAGCGGCUCGCAGACCAUCAGCGGACCUCUGUUUUACGAAGUAGAGACGACCAUUACGGGCCUGGCUGCCUGCACGCCCUACGACCUCUCGGUAACAGCCGUGUCCUCUGUGGGCGAGAGUCUGGCGACGACGCUGACCGCCUCCACGCUCUGUUAACUCUAGUUUUAAGUGAGGGUUUAGGGCUUCUGGAUUCGUGUUAGAUCCUCAUCCAGUUGAAGUGAAUUUGUACUCAUAUAAUCAUCAUAACCUUUAGCAUAUGGUAUAGGUUCCCGCGUUUAUUCCCACCGUUAUAGAUAAAUCACAACAACGCCAUGUCAAUACAAGUUAUGCCUACAUAUACCUUCCUUUCACAACCAGCAUCGAAGUCACAACUGAUCCCAUGAUCUUUCAAAUAACGUCACCCUCUGUCCCUUCUGCAGCGCUUUAUGGAACACUUAUCCUUCAUGGACGAAUGUAUCGCGAUGUAUCCAUGUUGAUACUGAAAUCCAAACCACAACAUUACUUUCUCAACAUGAUACAAAAAAAAGAUAUACAUACUGGACUAUACACAGUUAUUUUCAGGAGGUUUAGCCACCCACUGACAAGGAACUGUGAAAUUAACCGCAUUUUUCUUGGUGUAUAAACAUUCUUAUAGAUAUCGUUUGAACAAUAAAACUAAUUUCUGA
Penaeus vannamei (Pacific white shrimp) is the source of this 5015-nucleotide messenger RNA. Its product is annotated as von Willebrand factor A domain-containing protein 7. Gene Ontology annotation, molecular function: protein binding. The record is from RefSeq and is a predicted model, not a curated record. NCBI's taxonomy places the organism in Eukaryota, Metazoa, Arthropoda, Malacostraca, Decapoda, Penaeidae.